CGGCCCCGCCCCUGGGUCUCGCCCUGGACUUUCAGCGCCUCUGAGCCGCCGACCCCUCCCCCAGGUGUCCCGCUGGCCCAGACGCCGGAACCGCUCGGCCGGGUCGGGUGGGUGCCCGCGCGGUGUCCGACGUUGCCGGAGUCCGCCCGCUUCCCGCCUUCCCAGGAGCCGUCGUCGCGACGGCGGGGCGAUGCCAGGCAGCCGGCAGCCGAGGGUGCACUCCGGGAACCUGCCGCGCCCCGCGCCCACCAUGGAGCAGCCAGCUGGCGGCGGAGCCUGGGCCCACAGCCGCGCCGCGCUUGUCCGCCUGGAGCAGCUGCUGCGCUGCUCGCGCUGUACUAAUAUUCUGAGGGAGCCUGUGUGCUUAGGAGGGUGUGAGCACAUCUUUUGUAGUGAUUGUGUAAGUGACUGCAUUGGAACCAGAUGUCCAGUAUGUUCCACCCCAGCCUGGAUCCUAGACGUCAGGAUAAACAGACAAUUGGACAGCAUGAUUCAGCUUUAUAGUAAGCUUCGAAAUUUGCUACACAACGAUAAGUUUUCAGAUUUGAAAGAAGAUGCAUCUAGGACAAAUUUAUUUAAUGAUGCAGAAAACAAGAAGAAUUCAGUAAAAAUGUGGUUUAGUCCUCGAAGUAAGAGGGUCAGGUACGUUGUGAGGAAAGUUUCAGUGCAAACCAAGCCUCAGAAGACAAAAGAUGAAAAUGCUCAGCAAGCCUCAAUGUAUGAAUUUGUUUCUGCAACACCUCCUAUGGUUGUUUCUAAGAGAGCUAAAAAAGCUUCUACAACAUCUGCAAAAAAGCAACAAAAGAAAACUUUAGCCGAAAUCAACCAAGAAUGGAAUUUAAACAGAGAGAAGGAAGAUGAUGAACUUGAUCUCAAAGAAGAAUUUAAGGAAAAGCAGGUAUCCUUCUGUAGCCAGCCAGCCAUUAUUGGUAGUCCAAAAGUAAAUGGCGAAAUAGACUUACUGGCAAGCGGCUCUGUAACAGAAUUGGAAAGUUGUGGAAGCUUAACUGAAGUCUUCCUACCAUUGGCUGAGCAUAUAGAGUCUCCAGACAAUGACAACAUGAUUGAAGUGUCUCCUGAGAAAGCCUGUGAGAAUGAUCUUACAUCCAAGACGUCUUUGCCAUUAGGUCAUAAUGGAAAACGUGGACCUUGCAACAGACUUUCUAGUCCUGUUUCUAAGAAAUGCAGAAGCAGCAUUCCAAGCACCAGUGGAGAUGUUGUUAGGCAAACCGUGCUCUCAGAAAACAUAGCAUUGCUUGACUGUUCAUCACCAGCUUCAGGCACACUUAAAGUUGAUGACACAUUAAGGAGGGAAAAUGAUAAUGUAUCAGAUGAUUCCAUUAGUCUUUCACCAUGUACACUACCUUCUACACUGAAUAGUUCCAGUUACAGACGACUGAUGUCAAGCCCCUCUGCAAUGAAGCUGUACCCCCAUGGCUUUAUGGCCAGGAAAAGAAAUCAUAGAGGAGAAACUUUACUUCAUAUUGCUUCUAUAAAGGGCGAUGUAUCAUCUGUAGAGUACCUCUUGCAAAAUGGAACUGACCCAAAUGUUAAGGACAAUGCUGGAUGGACACCAUUGCAUGAAGCCUGCAAUCAUGGGCACCUGAAGGUAGCAGAAUUGCUGCUUCAGCAUAAAGCCUUGGUGAACACCACCGGCUACCAAAAUGACUCACCACUUCACGAUGCCGCCAGGAAUGGGCACUUGGAUAUAGUGAGGCUCUUGCUGUCCUGUGGAGCCUCCAGGAAUGCUGUUAACAUAUUUGGUCUGCGGCCUGUGGAUUGUACAGACAGUGAAAAUAUGAAAUCAUUAUUGCUGCUACCAGAGAAGAAUGAAUCAUUCUCAACUAGCCAUUGUUCAGUAAACACUGGGCAACGUAGAGAUGGACCUCUUGUGCUUAUAGGCAGUGGACUUUCUUCAGAACAACAGAAAAUGCUUGGGGAGUUGGCAGCAAUUCUUAAAGCUAAAAAAUGCACCGAGUUUGACAGUACAGUAACUCACGUCAUUAUUCCUGGUAAUGAAGCUCAGAGUACUCUCAAGUGUAUGCUGGGGAUUCUCAGUGGAUGCUGGGUCCUGAAGUUUGACUGGGUGAAAGCAUGUCUACAAAGAAAAGUCUGUGACCAGGAAGAAAAAUACGAAAUUCCUGAAGGUCCACAGAGAAGCAGGCUCAACAGAGAACAGAUGUUGCCUAAGCUGUUUGAUGGAUGCUAUUUCUAUUUUGGGGGAACCUUCAAACAUCAUCCAAAGGACAAUCUCAUUAGGCUGGUUGCUGCAGCCGGGGGCCAGGUCCUCAGUAGAAAGCCCAAGCCAGACAGUGACGUGACUCAGACCAUCAAUACAGUUGCCUACCAUGCCAAACCCAAUUCUGAUCAGCGCUUCUGCACACAGUAUAUCAUCUAUGAAGAUUUAUCUAAUUAUCGCCCAGAAAGGGUUAGGCAGGGUAAAGUCUGGAUGGCUCCUUCCAGCUGGUUCAUAAACUGCGUGAUGUCCUUCAAGGUGCUUCCUCUUGACAGCUGAAUUUUGUAUCAGAUGAAAUUUUCAAACUGAACUUGAACAUUUUGUGAGAAUUCAGCCAUUGCAGUUUGUUAUUCAUAUUUUUACAGAUAGGUAGAGUCAUUCACAUGUUUUUUUCUUUGUAUUAAAAAAAAUGCCAGAUUAGGAAUUCAUUCAAUUCAUUUAUCAUUUAAGUGCUAGGACUGCUUUUAAUAGCUUUUCUUUUGGGGGUUGAGGAUACAGCUCAAUGGUGGAGCACCUGCCUAGCUACAUACAAGGUUCUGGGUUUGAUCCCCAGCACUGCAAAAAUGAAUUUUUCCUCUUAAAACUGAUCUUUUUUUUUUUUUUUCUUAAUCAUGUCCUAUUCCAAUUAUCAGCUAUCAGAGAUUAAUGAGAGGCUAUCAGAACUGUUGGUUAAAUCUGUAAAUGAUACUGUUACUAUUUAACCUAUGAAAAAAGUCCACACCUGCCCCCAGCAACAAUACUUGACAUCCUUUAGUAAACAGAAUGUUGUCAAAUCAUUAUUCUGGCUUUAUUAUAAUGAGAAGAGAGUACUUAGAUCUAAGUGUGCUGCUGUAAGUGUUAACUUCUCUUUGUCUGCAACUGCUUUCAUUUUACAUCGGUUUUAAUUUCUUACAAUGUUCUUGGUGUGUUUGAGCUUUAGCCCUUUUUAAAAUCUUGUGUAUUCAUUAAGAAAUCAUGAUUUGGACUAUAACAGUAUUUUUUUUUUGCAAUGAAAAUCAAUAUUGGGCUUAUGGUACAUAUUUUAUCAUGUACAUUUACUUAUUGUUAACUAUAGCUGUUUACUAUAAACAUGUAUAUACUUUAUUACUUCUGUGACAUAUUUUAAUAUCAGCAUUUCUCAAAGUCUCAAUAGAAAAUUGUCCAUCAAAUCUCAAUACUUUAGAUUAGAAGCAGUCUGUCUGGUAGACCUUGCAAGGGAUGGAGCCUAGGACCAUGAAUAUACUAAGCGUAUGCCCUAUUCAGCUACACCCUAGCCCAGUCUUGAUUUCAUCAUAAAGUUUUUAGGUUGGUAGGUAGGCAGAAGUUGGAGAUGUAGGAGAUAUUCCCCAGGUUAUACAAAAGGCUGUAACAGUAAAUGUAGAGGAAGAAGUGGAAAAGACUUGCUCUGGAUACUGAAGUCAAGGCUUAAGUGUUGGACAGAGCGCAGCUUGAAAAUGGCCUGAGUGAGGAGCUUACUCUUUCUGUUCUGAAUGUUUUUACUCUGUUGUACUUACUAUGUAAAUGUACCGUAAUUAUAAUUAUUUUCAUUUUUUAAUCAGAUUCAAGCUUCCUUUUGUUUGCCACAAAUCAUUAAAGUUACUUGUGUUUCCACGUAUCUGUAUCUUUUGUAAAAGUGGCUUAUUUUGUAUAUUAAAGAAUUAGACUUAGCAUGACUUGUGACGAUAUCGUUUAGCUUUUUUGAACAUUUGACACUUUUAACUAAUUUCGAGUAGAACUAUUUUUAAAGUAUAUUGGCUAUUCUAUUACAUUAAGUAAAUUAUUCUGAACAGAGUGUAACUUUGAUGGUUUGGAUAACAUUAGUUGUGCAGUGAUUCCUUCAUGAUUCUAUUAAGUCAUGUGCUUGGUAGAUUUUCCACUUUGUUUACGGUGGCUGUUUACCAGUUCUGCCUGUACUUGUAGCUUUUUUCCUUUUCCCUUGUCUGCUGCCUUUUUUUUUUCCUUCUCACUUGCUAAAAAUGAAAAGCACAUAAAAAUUACUAUUUUUAACUUUUAUCUUAUAAAUAAUAAAAACAUUAAA
Heterocephalus glaber (naked mole-rat) is the source of this 4253-nucleotide messenger RNA. It is a transcript of the gene Bard1, whose product is annotated as BRCA1 associated RING domain 1. Gene Ontology annotation, molecular function: protein binding; ubiquitin-protein transferase activity. Lineage: Eukaryota; Metazoa; Chordata; Mammalia; Rodentia; Bathyergidae. Gene Ontology annotation, cellular component: BRCA1-A complex; BRCA1-BARD1 complex. The record is from RefSeq and is a predicted model, not a curated record. Gene Ontology annotation, biological process: protein K6-linked ubiquitination.